UUCCCCAUGUGACCUGGCGAGUUACACAACUCAGGAACUCAAGAGCCCUGCCUUCAGCGCGCAGCGCAAAGUCCACUCGGCCGAGCUUCAAGCAUUUGUCUGUUAGUGUAUCCUCAUUGGAUGACUUCUCUUCUCUUGGUUAUUCCUCGUAACCAAAUGGUAACCAACUGUUUGCCUGGUGAUACAUCAGAUGGAGAUACUCGGUUGUGUUGACAUUUCUCCAACAUGGAUUCUGGGGAUAUUGGUGUUGUUUCUGAUUUAUGCAUAUGGAAAAAAGAGAAAUCGUCUGUUCAAGGAUGCGGGUAUUCCUGGCCCGGAGCCCGUGAUUUUUAUUGGGAAUUUCCAUCAGUUGUUAAAACAGGACAUCCUCGGCCACAAGCUUUCGAAACAGUAUGGUAAAGUCUUCGGGAUUUUUGUGGGCGGCCUUCCGAUGAUCAGUGUAACGGACCUCGAUGUUGUGAGAGAGAUUUUGAUCAAAGAUUUCCAGCACUUCACAGACAGAACGGGUUUCGACUUGAGCAACUACCCAGUGGACAGAAGUAUUCUCCUUCAGAAAGGCGCUAAUUGGAAACGGCUGAGACAUAUUGUAAGCCCAACAUUUAGUGGAUCCAAACUGCGCUUGAUGUGCGACCGAAUAAACCAAUGCGCCAGUAUACUUACAACUAACUUUGUUAAGACAGCAGAGUCGAACCAAAGCAUUGAUGUCAAACGCUACUUUGGUGCAUUCGCAAUGGACGUCAUUGCAAGCACAGCUUUUGGGAUCGAAGUGGAUUCCCAAAGUGACUCCAAAAAUGCUUUCGUUGAGGAGGCAAGAAAGUUCUUUGGGCAGGGAAUCCAAAGCCCUAUUAUGAUGCUUAUUUUGAUUUUCCCCGAAUUCACACCCUUAUUCAGAGCUCUAGGUGUGAGCUCAUUUUCAAAGACCACUCUAAAGUUCUUCACGAAGGUACUGAAUGAAAUGAUUGAACAACGCAAGGCGGAUUCAAAGGAUGGAAGGGUGAAAACUCAGGACUUCUUCCAACUUUUAAUUGACGCAGAAGAUGAUGGGAGUGAUGAAGACCCCAAUCAGAGUGGCUGUAAAAGCAAAAAAUUGACCAACGAUGAAAUACUUGGUCAGGCUUUAUUAUUCUUCAUUGCUGGAUACGAAACUACGGCCAACACCCUCCAUUUUAUUGCCUAUUCCCUGGCAAUGAACCCGGAUGUACAACAGCGGCUCACAGAAGAAAUCGACACGGUUUUGGGAGAAAAAAUUCCAGACUAUGACAAUGUUUGUGGACUGAAAUAUAUGGACCACGUGAUCAUGGAGACUCUCAGAUUGUAUCCUGCUGUGGUUGGAGCUACCCGUGUGGUGGCGGAAACUGUCACCAUCAAGGGCUACACAUUCCCCAAAGGCUGUGGUGUCAACAUCCCUGCUGUUAAGAUACACCGGGAUCCUGAUAUAUAUCCCGACCCGCAAAGCUUUAAGCCUGACAGAUGGGAGCGAAAGUCUGAAAUGGAUCCCAUGAGUUAUCUCCCCUUCGGCCAUGGCCCCCGUCAGUGUGUGGGAAUGAGGCUUGCGCAGAUGGAGAUGAAGAUUGCUCUGUCUCAGAUUCUCAAGAAGAUUCAGUUUGUGCCUGCGGAGGACACCCUGGCAUCAAUCGGAAGUGACGACAUCUCUAUAAAUACGGGCAUAUUCAACACCAAGAAGCCAAUAAUGCUGAAAACCCAAGUCCGUUCUGACACGUAAAACAGGAAAGACCCACAACGUUUUCCAGACCCUUUGAUGUCUUUCAGAAAGCGUAUAUGUAUACUUGAAUGCCAUCAACUAUUGUACAAAUCACUAAUUGGUAUAUCGGAAAAAAUAUUUAUUUUUACAAUUUUUAGCUUCUUAGAAUACCAUCUGGAUCAUUUCGAUCAAAAGCACAUGCAUCUCAAGAGUGAACUACAUCGAAAGUUCUCUGAUAAAGUGCCCUCAGUUUGUCCAAGUGGACACAGGUCCUCCACAAGAUUGUGUCAUCUCGACCGUACUCUUCAAGCUCUACACUUACCAUCGUGUAAGCCUGGCCAUCACAUUGUUUGUCUUAUGGUCAAACUGGCCUCAUAUAAGAAGAGAAUGAACAAAAUUCCGAUGAAAUCAGCCACUUCUAAAAUGGAGUGAGGAUAAUUAUAUUCUAUUGAAUGUGAAUAGCUGAGGAAAUGACGAUUGACUUUAGAAACAGGAAGAACGGUAUGACACCUGGAACUAUUCACAAGGAGGCUGUGGACAUUGUAUCUCAUUAUAAGUAUAUGGGAAUAUUCAACAAGGAGGUUAUUUUCGAUACCAAGUUCAACACUGAUGUGAAUGUCAGAAAUCUCAACCGAGAGUUUAUAUAUAUAUUAGUAUUUUUUUAUGUUUAUAAGAGUGUCCAGUCCCUUUUUUAUCAUUGUAUUGUUAAACGUUUUCUUCACAAUUCCUACAAUCCUUGCUGGUAGGGAUCUCUAGUAUCAUUAGCUAGAAAAAUAGCCGGGGUUCACUUUUGGCACUGUAUCUACUCAUGAGCAAACCUAGAAACAUAAUCAGGGUGAACCGGAAUUCAUACCAACGAUCAUAGGUUUCUGGCAAGGGUCGCAAGUCUGCACAGCGAAUUGCUGCGCUUUAGACAAUUGGACCCCCUGGUUCAAACAUCGUGUUUCGACAGCUGUUGUUGCCUUAAAUUUAGGGCUUUACGGACAAAUAAUUGUAACGUUUCGACAAACGACUGUAAAGAACAAUUUGCGAUAUACUCUGUCCGCCCCACGCCUGUUUUGAAUCUAUCACUGAAACUUGUAGCAAUAAAAAAAUACUCCAGUGGUAUUUGAA
Haliotis rufescens (red abalone) is the source of this 2815-nucleotide messenger RNA. RefSeq names its product cytochrome P450 3A24-like. The record is from RefSeq and is a predicted model, not a curated record. Lineage: Eukaryota; Metazoa; Mollusca; Gastropoda; Lepetellida; Haliotidae. The transcript is spliced from 14 exons. Gene Ontology annotation, molecular function: iron ion binding; oxidoreductase activity, acting on paired donors, with incorporation or reduction of molecular oxygen; heme binding. Bases 191 to 1723 code for a protein of 510 amino acids.